AUGGGAGCCAGCCACAGCCACCGAACUCCACAGGUCCUCAUCGUGGGCCUGGAUUCUUCCGGGAAGACCACUCUGCUGUCCCAUCUCCUCACCGGGCAGCCCAUGGUAACCUCCCCUACCAUCGGAUUCAACGUCGGAACGCUGGAUUUGGACAAGAAGAACAGUCUCACCUUAUGGGAUGUAGGAGGUCAGGCGAGUUUGAGGAGAAACUGGAAGCAGUACCUCGACGAUGUUCAGGCGUUGGUUUUCGUGGUGGACAGUACGGAUAAGGACAGGUUGCCCGAAGCAGCCAAAGCUCUCAGGCGUAUUUUGAGUGAGGAUAAAGUUGACGGACUUCCGCUUAUGGUUUUGGCCAAUAAAAAGGACAUGCCGAACUCGAUGACGAUAAGAGAGAUUUCCAACCAGCUGAACUUGCCCAAACUGGAGGAUCGGGACUGGCAGAUCCAAGCCUGCUCUGCGGCGAAGGGGCUCGGGCUGAACCAGGCCUUCAACUCGGUCAACAAGAUGAUCAAGAAGAAUUGACGAGGGCAGGUUAAGGUUAAAAAUAUCUAUAAGUUGAAAUUUAAAUGUUUUGUUUGAAAUUUGAGAUUUUUUUAUUUGCUUUCAGGUGUUUGUGACUUUAUGUUUUUGUUUUGUUUUUUCAUCUAAAGAAAAUCUGUUGGUAGAGUUAGAAGUGUGACUUAAAUUGCUAACUGAUUGUGUUUAAAAACUACAAAUCUAAAAAGUAAAUCAUAUAAAAAAGUCAAAAUUAAGUGUACAGAAGAGUUUUGAAAAGGCAAUUUUUUAUUUGUUUAUGAAAGAAAACAUGUUGGUAGUGUUAAAAAACAGAUUAUGUCUAAUUAAAAAUCUCAUGCCACAGACAGAGACGUUUGCUUGACAUUGUUUUUUUUGUUUUUUUAGUUGACCUCCUUUAACUGCCAGCUAUUCUUCCUGGGGACCUGUGUUGCAUGUUUUUUUUGGGCUGAUAAUGUUAAAAUGUGUCCGAAAUACCAUCAAACAAAUCUAAACAUUUAAGUACUCUACUACAUUAACAUUAUUUUAAAAUGCAAAGGCAGGAAAAUGUAGUCUUUCAUGAGCCAAUUUCACUUCAUGGAAACCGUCUGACCUCGCAGCGUUAGGAUUCGUUUGCUCGACGGUAGGCGGGUAUUUUUUUUAUUUAACCAAUCACUGCUAUUUGGUCGUGACGUAUGUAAUGAGCCACUAACGGGGCUGUUACAUGCAGGCAUUUGUUUUGUUUGUGUACUGCUCUCUCCUCUGCCCUGUGUGUUCAGGUGCUGUGGGUGUGACCAGAACUGGAGCUGAUUGGCCAGCUAGCUGCCAAUCAGAGUGGAGAGGGCUGUUUAAAAGGAGCUGUGUGCUGCCUCUUUCUCUCUCUCUCUCUCUCUCUCUCUGUGUAUAUGGCUGCUAGCCCAGGUUUGUUUGGUUGGGAGGAUUGGUUAGGUAAGUUUGGGGAUCCCUGUACAUUUCACACCAUGUAGAUUUUUGUUGUUAGACACACUAGUUAUCAGUUGUUGCCACCUUUGUUGUUUUGAGUUUUCCAAAUUCUCUUUUUUAGACCAGGUAGGCUAGGCUUUUGAUUUCUUUCCUUUUUGUAGCCUAGUUUUCAGUUAGGGCCUGUUUUGGUAUAUCUUUUUGUUUGUUGAUUUGGCACAACUGGCCCACGCCUCCUCCCACCAACCUUUUGUUCAUUUUUUGUGCACUUUAAUGAAUGUUUGGCUGUCAAAUAAAAAGUUUGCCAAACUGACUUUGCCUCAAGGGUUGUUUUGUACAUGUUGUGUCCCUUGUUGGACAUAGGGGACAUAACAGGGGCUAACUGGUAUAUUAAGCUUUUCCCAAAUCCCGUAGGAAGAAGGGCAAUAACGUCUUUCCCCUUGAUAAAAUUCACAAAACAUUCUCUUUUUUCCAGCUUUAAAUCCUCGAUCUCGGGAAUCGUUGCCAACACAGAAUGUGUCGCUCUUUGCUGAUUGACUGGUGCCCGAAUUUGCACUUCUGGGAGCUGAACCUUCCUCCAGAAAAAUUACAUAGUACAUCUUUAAUUUGUCAAACUAACAUGGAUUCUAACCUGCACAAUUAAUACUUUGUCGUCACAGCAUGUUGGGGCAUACAGCAUGUCUAUGGAUCAAUGUUCAGCAGUUGCCAUGGUGACAAAAUGCACAAAUUUACAAAAUAUAUAGAAAACUGAUUGAAACAACACAUUUUUGAGUCAUGUGGCUUGAUUUUCAACAUAAAUGAUAAGACUAUAUUCAUGGAGAGCUAA
Molecule: messenger RNA, 2257 nt
Organism: Boleophthalmus pectinirostris (great blue-spotted mudskipper)
Lineage: Eukaryota; Metazoa; Chordata; Actinopteri; Gobiiformes; Gobiidae
Gene: arl11
Product: ADP-ribosylation factor-like 11
Exons: 1
Coding region: 1-522 (173 amino acids)
Biological process (GO): intracellular protein transport; vesicle-mediated transport
Cellular component (GO): cytoplasm
Molecular function (GO): GTP binding; GTPase activity
Source: RefSeq, a predicted model, not a curated record